This is a messenger RNA of Pseudonaja textilis, 1727 nucleotides long. RefSeq names its product mitochondrial ribosomal protein S27 (gene MRPS27). Gene Ontology annotation, molecular function: protein binding. The record is from RefSeq and is a predicted model, not a curated record. Gene Ontology annotation, cellular component: mitochondrion. Lineage: Eukaryota; Metazoa; Chordata; Lepidosauria; Squamata; Elapidae.
ACCGCAGCAGCAAAAAGGCGUUUCUUCCCUCUUACUGCUCCUCCCAUCUGGAUCAUAGAUGUGGUACGCGCCAAAAUGGCAGCGUUCAUAUUUCAGCGUGGGUUACUGCAGAGCCGGACUACCGUGAAAAAUUGGGCGGCGACAGGUAAAAGAGGUAUUCUUUCAGCAGUAUAUGUGGACAGUACAAUAUGGGAACAAAGAAAAAAGGAAGAACACAGCCUGGCCGAUUUAGCCAAUUUGAUGGACAGAACCUAUGAAAAAAACCUACCGGUCAGCUCUUUAACAUUAUCUCGGUUUAUAGAUACCAUUUCUUCACGUGAGCAUGUGGAUCAAACUGAAUAUUAUCUAUACAAGUUUCGUCACAGCCCUAAUUGCUUUUAUUUAAGAGACUGGAUCAUCCACAGCUGGAUAAGGAAGUGCCUUAAGUUCGGUGCACAGGAUAAAGCUUUGUAUACUGUACAAAACAAGGUACAGUUUGGAAUAAUUCCAGAUAGUUUUACCUUCAAUAUAUUAUUGGAUUCUUUUAUAAAAGAUGAGAACUAUGAAAAUGCUAUGGCUGCAGUGACUGAGAUAAUGAUACAGGAAGAUUUCAGUAAGGUGUCCACCCAACUUCUCUCUCUUUAUACUAUGUACAAAUAUUUGGCAACCAAAUCAGAACUUACGUGGGAAGAAGAGAAAAACCUUGGAGCAUCUCUGUUCUUAGUGGGCCUCAAGCAGACUAACACUGUAGGACUUAGUUCUCAGCUAUAUGGCCUUGCCCUUCUUGGUAAAGUGGAGCUACAGAAAGGAUUGCGAGCUGUUUACCACCUAAUGCCGCUCAUGUGGACCCCGGGAUAUCUGAACAGAGCCUUGAAAGUAAUGGAGGAUGUGGCCUUACUUCCUGAAGAUGUGAAGCUUUGCCAGGAAGCAGUUGAUGUUCUGGGAGACAUUUUGCACCUAGCACCUGAGCCCAAGGUUUCUCCAGAAGAUUCCAAGGAUUCAGAAGAUGCACCAAAGCAGACACCGCCAGAAGAAAAUGAGGUGCUUCGACUGCCUGAAUAUCUAAAGCAUUUUAAGGAGCUGAAUUCUAAACUCCACUCUCUUGGCAAGGUGGAAUCUAGGAAGCUGUUAACUCUGACUACUCAACUUGUUGAGGAAAAGCUACAGGCAUCUGAAGAGGAAGACGUUGCAAAAUACAAAGAGAAACUUGAGGAGUGGGAAAAAGAGCGAACGAUGCUGGUUGAAAGGGAGCAAGAAAUGAAAGAAAAAGCUAAGGAAAUGAUGGAAAUGAAAAAAAAAGCAAAUGCAGCCACAUGAUGCUUUUGCUGAUAGACUUCCAUUAUGCCUUAGGUUGUCUUGGCAAUAAACAGAAUCUCAUCCUGUCUAGUACCUUCUACAGACUUGGCUCUCCACGCAUUAAAUCUUUACACAAUCCAGGCUAUAUGUCAUCCCCUUCUCUAAAAUCUAUUAUUAUUGCUGUUCUUCUGAAAGUAUACAUUACCUCUGUUGUGUCUGAGAACAAAAGUCUGUCAUUUAAUCAAAUGGUUCCUUUAAAAAAUGUUGGGGUGAGAUAGUACAUUUAGAAGAAUCAUUGUCAUCAUCAGCACACGCUGUUUUUCAUGACAGUUACUGUCAAGAAUUGCUGGUGGUUUUGAAAUCAGAGAAAACAAUAAAUAAAUGUAAUUUGAAUGUGUCCAUGUGUUCAUACGUGUUUUGUUGUUUCUUGAUCAAAGCAGUUUCCCAACUUU